Messenger RNA from Trichosurus vulpecula (common brushtail), 1140 nucleotides. Its product is annotated as zinc-alpha-2-glycoprotein-like. Gene Ontology annotation, cellular component: external side of plasma membrane. Lineage: Eukaryota; Metazoa; Chordata; Mammalia; Diprotodontia; Phalangeridae. Gene Ontology annotation, biological process: immune response. The record is from RefSeq and is a predicted model, not a curated record. The transcript is spliced from 6 exons. Bases 40 to 1140 code for a protein of 366 amino acids.
UGGUCUGUUGAGGAUGUCACAGAGUGUCUGAAGAACAAGAUGGCAAGUCAGAAGAGGAAGAAGUCACUCUUCACUUGGAUGCUCGUUCUAGGAUGCUUGGCUGUGAGGAACACCCAGGCAGCCCACCACAGCCAUGACUUCCAUUUCACUGCAAUUGGCACAGCAAGGUCUCUCUUGAACCUCAUCGUGAUCAGCUCUGUGGAUGAUGUUCAGCUAUGCUACUACAACAAACAGAACCAACAAGUAGUGAUGAAGGCAGCCUGGAUGUACCAGGCCCUGGGAGCCAAUGAGAUUGAACAAAAACAUAAGAAGUUGAUAAGCCUUGAGAAAAGCUUCCACUGGGCCUUCAAGAAUUUGAUAAAGAAUGAGACCAACGGUGAGAAGAACCACACGCUGCAGGUCUUUGUAGACUGUGAACUAGACAAGGACAUUCAGGUGAGCAGCCAGUUCCAGUUUGCUUUGGAUGGGGAAGACUUCUGCCAGAUGGAUGAGCAACUAGGGCGUUGGGUGGCCAUGAAGCCUGAGGCCAAGCGCUUCAAGCCCCUCUGGGACAGUGCCCUCUGGAACAGGCUGGUGAAACACUAUAUACAAGAAGAUUGUAUCGACAUCAUGAAGAAAAUCCUACAGUAUUCAAGCAUGAGGGAAAAUGUUCCCCCUGAUGUGACGGUGUCCCGACAUGAUGCUCCUGAUGGCAGAGUCACCCUUUUCUGCAGGGCCUCUGGCUUCUACCCACGCUCCAUCAUGCUUCACUGGGAAAGGGAUGGAGCACCGGGUGUGUGGGGACAGGAGAGCUCCAGUGGCACCCUGCCCAAUGGCAAUGCCACCUUCUACCUCCAAAUCAUCCUAGAACUCCCGCCCAGUGACCCUGGGACAGGUUACGUCUGCGUGGUGGAGCACAGUGAGCUACAGACUCCAGCCACAUUCCCAGUCCCUGGGAAGCCAUCUAUGGAGAGGCCUUGGGUCACUGUCCUGAGCAUCAUGGCAGUCAUCAUCCUGGCGCUGAGCUGCGUGGGGGCCUUCAUCACAUGGAAGAAAAGGAAGACAGCUGCUCUGCAACAGAAGAAUGUGGGAGAGCAGCAGGCUUUCUGCAUUCUCUUCAUGGCUAACUCUCCCCUCCGCCAUGCUGCUAACCAUCAAUAG